CCGGUCUACAAAUGAAUCCUUCCCCGGACGCUCCCCGGAUGCCCUCUAAACUAGGACAAAUCCGGGGAAACCCGGACGGAUGGCAACCCUACAUUGAUAGAACUACGUCGGUACACCAAGAUAAGAAGUACGUAUAAAAUAAUUCCUUAGCUUGUUUGUUAGACUCAAUCAAAAUUUUACGAUGUAUUUUAUUUAUCAAAUUCAAUUUCGCUGGCGAUUUAUUAUUUUAAGUCCGGUUUGUCGUUGUUAUGGCUGAUAGAUGGUUCAAUUUUGGUGUUUGCAAACCCAAGUCACUGUUUUAGUGACCUUAUUGUUUUUACUGUCAAUUUUAUUACACAGUCCUCUGAAUCAUCAAAGAUUGCCAAGGAUUUUAACUCCAAUCCUAAGACAAUCGUCCAAAGUCGGUAAUAACACGCUUUUAACUCGUCAAAUAUACGUUUCUGGAUUUGAAAGACCGCAUCCUGAACUGUGUCCAUUUUUAGGAGCAAAACUACGGUUAUUGAUCCUCAUAGCAUCGCAACCAUCAAAUUGGAAAGCAAGAGAUGAAAUUCGUUUAACGUGGAAACAUUAUGCAUCCCGCUCCGACAUUUCUUCUGGGUUUAUCAUUGGUUCCCCAUCCGAUGAUCUUAUUGGUCAAAUCGACGAGGAAGAUAAGUUAUAUAAUGAUAUAAUUAUUGGCAGAUUUAAAGAUUCUCAGUUGAAUCUUACGCUAAAAACUUUAUCUAUGCUGGAGUGGGUAGACGCGUACUGUCCUAACGUUCCGAAGAUACUCAAAACUGAUGAUAACGUGUAUGUAAAUGUACCGAUAUUAAUUGAUUUUAUUGAGACGCCAUCACGGAAAAACGCGAUGAAAACGAUCUGGGGAAAGGUUCAGAAGAAUGAUGUGGUUAAUUGGGCUUGGCAUAUGAAGGACUUUGAUGUAGCUGAACAUUUCGUUGGGAAAGUAUUACCUGAUUUCGCUAUGGGACCAGCAUAUUUGAUGACAACCGAUGUAGUGGGAGAUAUGUUAGAUGCAGCAUUAGACAAACCUUAUUUGAGACUAGAAGAUGUUUUUGUUACUGGUGUUCUGGGCAGUGAAGUGGGGAUGAGAAGGGAGCAUUCCACCGAAUUCGAGAACAUUCAUAUGGAAACAAUGACGCCUUGUGUGGCGAAAGAUAAUAUAGCGCUCAGCACGCAGUUUUAUACACAGUUUGAAUUUUGGCGGAAAUUAGAGGGCGGUUUGUUAGAUUGUUUCGACACCGACUCGGGAAUUUAUUAAUAGCUAAAAUAUAGAUAAAACUCUUUAUUGCACCAUAAGAGUAAAACAAACAAAACAACAUAAAACAGAUAGAGAUGGUACAAAGGCGGACUUAUCGCUAAUGCAAUCUCUUCCAGUCAACCUUUGGGUGGAAGGAAACCAAACACCAACAACAAAACAAAAAUUAAUCUUCUUUAAACGGUAACGGUUCGCUAUCUUCUUGGCAGAAGAGUAAUGGUGUUAUUUUAAG
This is a messenger RNA of Amyelois transitella, 1487 nucleotides long. Its product is annotated as beta-1,3-galactosyltransferase 9. Gene Ontology annotation, cellular component: membrane. Lineage: Eukaryota; Metazoa; Arthropoda; Insecta; Lepidoptera; Pyralidae. The record is from RefSeq and is a predicted model, not a curated record. The transcript has a single exon. Bases 260 to 1258 code for a protein of 332 amino acids. Gene Ontology annotation, molecular function: hexosyltransferase activity.